AUGACAUCGCUCGACCAGUUUGAGCAGCUUCAGCAGCACAGCUACACCUUUGCCUCUCCGCCUCCGUCGACGAUGGACUCCUUCACUGGCGACACCAGCCCGCUGAGCAGUCUCGGCUCUGGCCUACGCAAGCUAGACCGCAUCGGCGGCGAUGGCGGCGCGGCGUCGCGGCAGAAGAGCUGCAAUGCCUGUGUUAGAGGCAAGCGGCGCUGCGACAAGCGAACUCCACGAUGCACCCGGUGUGCGACAAAGGGCCUGGACUGCGUCUAUCAGCGUCAGCCUCCUCCUAUUGCUCAGCAGCAACAGUCACAACAGCAACAGUCACAACAACAGCAACAAUCACAGCAACAGUCCCAGCCGCAGUCGCAAAACCUCCUACACCAUCAACAUCAACACCAAUCACCACCCAUCACCUCAAACUCUGCAACGGCAUCGUCGUCUUGUGCUUCCGCCGUCGAGGGCAGCUGCACUACACCCGACAUGCCCCCCGAAUUCGACAUGAGCUUCGAUAUUGAGAGCCUCGGCACUGCAACCGGUACAAACACGAGUCCCGAGAGUCUCCAGCAGCAGGACGUGGGGUUGGGGCUCGGCGGCGAGUCUCAGCAUCACCAGCAUGCCGAUCUAGGCUUCUCCAUCGUCGAUUUGAUGAAUGCGAGCGCCGGCACGGGCCCUGGCAGCUUGUGGGAUCUGACCGGCUUUGGAGACGGCACCAGCAAGAUGGACCUUCCGCCGGUUCCCGUCAUCCCGCCGUUACAGACGCAGCAGCAACCGGGCCAGUCGCAGCAACAGCAACAACAGCAGCCGCAACAACCCGUGCACGAUCCCCGCAGCAAGAUUGGCUUCAUUGUCCAGAGUAUAUCAGAGAUGUACACGAGCUUCACGCAGCGCCGCGAGGCUCCCUUCAUGCACCCCCGCCUGUGGAUGUCACAGCUACCCAAAACCAUCAUCACAACAUUUGCCGCUACCUCGGCGUAUUCGGCACGUACUGCGCAGACCAAGGGAUGGGCGCUCAAGGUGCUGCUAGAUGCAGUGCGCGAGGUCCAUCGGGAUGGUGAGAGGGCGACUACACACGCCGACCGCCUGGCCAGAGUGCAAGCCCUUUUGCUGCUCAACUCGAUGCGCAUCUUUGACGGGGAUGUGAGCAUGAGGGCGGCAGCCGAGAGAGAGAUGAGCGUCAUGCUGGCGUGGGUAAAGGAUCUAGUUGUGGUCAAGAAUGAGCUGGAGGAGGGCUUGCCAGCAUCAACUCUUAUCUCGAGAGAUAGGCCGCCAAAGAGCUGGGAGAGCUGGAUUAUGCUGGAAAGCACUAGGCGCACCAUUAUGAUUGCUUAUGCAGUCAUGUGUCUCGUUUUCGUCUUGAAAUCUGAAGAAGCCCCCAACGACUGCUGGGAAGACGGGCAUAGCUUCACGAGCUCGCGGCACCUCUGGGAGGCCACAUCGUCGGUUGAAUUUUUCAAGGCCUGGCGUGAGAAGCCGCAGUAUUGCAUCACCGAUCUUAGUUUCAAGGAGUUCUGGAUGUAUGCGAGACCGGACGACAUGGAUGAGUUUACGAGGCUGAUGCUGACCACGCAAGUUGGCGUGGAUGCCAUUGAGCACUUUCUUUCAGGCGACACGAGCAUUCCGGUUGAGUGA
Molecule: messenger RNA, 1629 nt
Organism: Trichoderma breve
Lineage: Eukaryota; Fungi; Ascomycota; Sordariomycetes; Hypocreales; Hypocreaceae
Product: fungal zn(2)-Cys(6) binuclear cluster domain-containing protein
Exons: 5
Coding region: 1-1629 (542 amino acids)
Biological process (GO): regulation of DNA-templated transcription
Cellular component (GO): nucleus
Molecular function (GO): zinc ion binding; DNA-binding transcription factor activity, RNA polymerase II-specific
Source: RefSeq, a predicted model, not a curated record